Molecule: messenger RNA, 1463 nt
Organism: Caenorhabditis angaria
Lineage: Eukaryota; Metazoa; Nematoda; Chromadorea; Rhabditida; Rhabditidae
Source: the annotation of a GenBank genome assembly
AUGUCUAACGCGUUAUCUGAGCAAACGUCAAGUGCUGCAUCUUCUGGAGAUUUUUGUGUUGUCUGUGGUGACAAAGCUAUCGGAAAACAUUAUGGAGCAGUCGCUUGCAAUGGAUGUAAAGGGUUUUUCCGACGAAGUGUUUGGCAAAAUCUACAGUAUACUUGCCGUUUCAACAAACAAUGCAAUAUUGAUAAAGACCAUCGUAACGCCUGCAGGUAUUGUCGUUUUCAAAAAUGCCUUGCUGAUGGCAUGAAACCAGAAGCAAUUCAAAAUGAAAGAGAUCGAAUUGGUAGCACCAAAAGGAGAAAGAGAAGUGGAGCAAAUUCCGAAAACAAUUCGGAUUCUGAAGGAAAUACACCGAGCCCAAAAAUGGAUAAUGUUAGCAAUUCAGUUUCAAGAAAACUUAUUGAAAUGCUAAUUGAUAUUGAAAAUCGAUUGGUGAAUAAUCAAAAUAUGAAUGCUUUACUUCGUGAUGAAGCUGAACAAAAAAACAGUCGACAAAGAGCUGUUAAUCAUUUGAUUGGCUGGACCAAUAUGUUGCAUCCACUUCCAGAAGUUCCGUUAAGUGAUAAGGUCAGUUUUGAAAGAUUUCGGAUUGAGAAAGAACGAAUCAUACUACGUCAUCCUAUCCGUUCUUUCUCUUCAUCGGAAAUACCCAAAAAUAAAUAAUAAAAAUAACAUUUGAUCUUUCAGGUAUUGUUGAUCAAAAAAUACGCGCCGGCCUUCACAUUGUUGGGAACAUUGCAAAGAAGUAUUGCCUUGGCACACUUUGUUCUUCCAAAUGAUCAAUUGCUCAGUUUAAGUGCUUCUCAUCCACCAGAGCUUAUUCAAGCUCUUACAAGAAUCAUUGAUGAAUUGCUUACUCCAUUGAGAAGAAUGCAUACCGAUCAAGCAGAAUUUAGCUGUCUCAAAGCAUUGCUUUUGUUGAGCCCUGAUGUUGUUGGAAUGUCACAAGUAUCCCGUGAAAAAAUUCGUGAUGCCAGAGAUGCUCUUUUGAAAGCUCUUUUCGCAUACUUGACCAACACACAUUCUUCAAUGGAUGCUUCACUUCGUGUCAGUUCAUUGCUCAUGAUCAUCCCAUCUUUGAUCUCAGUUAGUCAAGCAAUUAUGGAAUAUCCUGCUUUAGGUGAUCUCUUUGGCCUUGGUGAUAUGAUCAAGCGCGAAGCUGUCAGUCCAGUUAUCAAACCGUAAGUUGAUUGAUCAAAUAAAUUAAAUCAAAAUAAUGAUGAUAUCUUUCCAGUGAAUCACCAAUCCCAUUCACCCCACCAACACCAAACUUGUUGCUCAAUAAGGAAAUGAUUAGUCAACUCAUCAACAAUCCUCAAAUAUUCUCUCUCUUCCCAUCUACAAUGCAACAAAAUCUUCCACUCACUUCAAGUCCCCCCGUUUCAUCCCCAAUCCAAUUUUCAACAAAUACAGUACCUGAUUACAGUCAAGUACCUGUCAAAGUUCUCCUUUCUUAA